This is a messenger RNA of Chiloscyllium plagiosum (whitespotted bambooshark), 1011 nucleotides long. The record is from RefSeq and is a predicted model, not a curated record. NCBI's taxonomy places the organism in Eukaryota, Metazoa, Chordata, Chondrichthyes, Orectolobiformes, Hemiscylliidae.
AUCUGUGCUGUACAUAACAAGUCGUUUCUCCUUCAACAGAUUCAUGGAUGAAUUAGCUUUGGAAGAUGCUUUGGGUCCUGAUUUUUCAAAUGCUAACAAACUCCAGUCUGGUGGUGUGAGCCCACAGCCUGGAUGGCCGAGCCCACAGCCUGGAUGGCCGGGCCCACAGCCUGGAUGGCCGGGCCCACAGCCUGGAUGGCCGAGCCCACAGACUGGACCGGGAGGCCAAAUGCCUCCUGCUUCUGGUUCACCUGGAGCCCCUAAUCAGCCUGGGCAAGGAUAUGCCACAUUGCCAGUACCUUAUGACCUUCCUAUCCCAGGAGGUUGGCAGCCAGGGAGAAUGGUCAAGGUAGUUGGAACUGUCAAAAUGAAUGCUGAAAAAUUUGUCAUCGACGUGUGCUCUGGCCAGGAUAUUGUGUUUCAUUUCAGUGCUCGUUUUAGGGAGGCUGGCUUUAAUCAAGUAAUGGUUCGUAAUUCCAGAAUCAGUAAUGAUUGGGGUACAGAAGAAAGGGAUGCACCAAGGUUUCCAUUUAAAUAUGGAGAACGAUUUGAAGUUCUGAUUCUUGGUGAACCAAACCAAUACAAGUUGGCUGCAAACAAUCAACAUUUGUUGGAGUUCAAACGUCGUUACAAAACUUUGCAAGAUGUUACAAAGGUUUCCACCUACGGUGAAAUUGAUCUACAUGCAAUGUUAAUGAUAUAAACACCAAAAAAAUUAUUUGAAUGUUAUCUCCAGCACUUACUGAAUAUACAUACAUAUAUAUUUUUCUGUUCAUUAUUUUCUAUCCAAACUAAUGGCUGAUUUGGAUUGAUUAAAAAGCUGUAACAUAAUUGAGUAUUCCGACAGAUUCCCAAACUUAGAAUGAAGACUUUUAUUAAUUGCAUUUACUUUACAAUUCUGCUAUCAUUGAAUCUGUCUGAGAAAACCAGAGAGUUAUUAUAACAGGCCAUUCAGACCAUUGAGUCUAUGGGAGUAUUUUCCCCAAAUAAAAUGGCUUGCUUUUCCUGCUU